Messenger RNA from Anguilla anguilla (European eel), 3908 nucleotides. It is a transcript of the gene meis3, whose product is annotated as myeloid ecotropic viral integration site 3. The transcript is spliced from 12 exons. NCBI's taxonomy places the organism in Eukaryota, Metazoa, Chordata, Actinopteri, Anguilliformes, Anguillidae. Bases 1039 to 2304 code for a protein of 421 amino acids. The record is from RefSeq and is a predicted model, not a curated record. Gene Ontology annotation, biological process: positive regulation of transcription by RNA polymerase II; embryonic pattern specification; eye development. Gene Ontology annotation, molecular function: DNA-binding transcription activator activity, RNA polymerase II-specific; RNA polymerase II cis-regulatory region sequence-specific DNA binding.
UCGAGAGUGCAAUUUGCAGCGGCAACCUUUAAUAAAGCCUGCUAUAGCCCGACCCCCGGGAUACAGCGGAGGUAUCAAAGAAAGGCUGGUUAUGUGGGAAUUUCUGAGUGUUUUGGAAACAGUCCGCAUAAUGAAUCCAGUUUUAGUUCUUUCAAACGAAAGGGGGAGUCUGUAGCCUAUGCAUGUGUGUAAGCCGAAGUGUGCGCCGUUGCACGAAAAUAAGAGAGCGCGAUUGUAAUGCGUGUAUGAGAGAGAAAGAGGGUGGGGGGUGAGAGACCCCACCGUGUUUUGACCCCCCAAACAACUCCCAACCUCCAUCGCUCCAUCCAUCCCUGCGCUGAUUUAAGGCUUCAUCGCUCAUUUCGUAGUGACAGAUUCCAGCCAUUCGCCUCAGUUGAUGGACAGCGGGAGCGGCCAAAAAGCACGCUAUUUUUCCGCACUUCACAUCCUGCCUGGUCGCCGAACCUCCAGACACACCGUGCAAUCCAGCGCGCUUGCAGAACCAACACCGCAGCCCGUGCAGGAUUGUCGGGGCACGGCCUGACACGGAACUCGAACUACGUUGGAUAGGGGAGUCUGUGGAUACACCCCUUUAUCUGGAAUCUAAUCAAUUCAAAAUAUUUUAUUUUACAAUAUACGCACAAUCUUUCACAUGCCUGAACCAGGCGAUUUUAUGUUUAUAUUAUUAUAACUGGCGAUCAAAAACUAUAAAUUGCGACCGCUUCAUUUACUCUCUUUAAGUGGCUGUUUUAUAAGCGUAACCAUUAUAUAGACGAUAGACAAAAUAUGUAUCACUCUUAUUUAUUUUAAGCGAAAUUGUUAACCUAUAGCCUAAUACAGUGAACCAAAGGAUACGUCUCAUUAAUAGGCAGUAAGAUUUGGAGCACCUGUUAUUUAUUUAACCGGCGUUACAGUAGGCUAAGAAGGACCAUAUCAUUCGAAUUAGUUGGAUUAGUUAUCCGGAUUCGGCUGGCAGAAAGCCUCAACUGGAAAGCCGCUAUCUCGUCCUCCCUGGUACAGGAUUGGCUUCCGUGUCGCAUGGAUAAAAGGUAUGAGGACCAGGUGCACUACUCAGGGCCGGAGGGAGAAGGCAUCCCUAUGGGGGGGUACAGGGACGUACAGGCUAUGAGGUCCCUGCCACCCCCCCACUACGGCCACCCCCUCACAGACUCCCUCAAACACCACCGUGAUCAGAUCUACGGCCACCCUCUGUUCCCCCUUCUCGCUCUGGUGUUUGAGAAGUGUGAGCUGGCCACCUGCUCCCCCCGGGACUCCACCGCCCUGUCCUCAGCCCCGCCCCACCACCCCGGGAUGUCCAAUCACAGCGACGUCUGCUCCUCGGACUCCUUCAAUGACGACAUCGCUGUGUUUGCCAAGCAGAUCCGAUCAGAGAAACCCAUUUUUUCCACAAACCCAGAACUGGACAACCUGAUGAUCCAGGCCAUCCAGGUACUGCGUUUCCACCUGCUGGAGCUGGAGAAGGUACACGACCUGUGUGACAACUUCUGCCACCGCUACAUUACCUGCCUGAAAGGCAAGAUGCCCACAGACCUGGUGCUGGAUGACCGGGAGGGCGGGUCCAAGUCCGACAUGGAGGAUUUCACUGGCUCCUGCACCAGUCUGUCAGACCAGAACCCCUCCUGGCUGCAGGACCCAGAGGACUGUGUAUCCACCCCCUCAGGUACCCCUGGCCCCUCCUCCUGUGGCCUGCCCUCACACUGUAUCGACAACUGCAGCGACAUUGGGGACGGUAUGGACGUGGGCGUGGCUUCACCCAGCACGGGCGAGGAGGAUGAGAACGAUCGGGACAGGAGGAACAACAAAAAGAGGGGGAUCUUCCCCAAAGUGGCAACCAACAUCUUGAGAGCCUGGCUCUUCCAGCACCUGUCGCACCCGUACCCCUCCGAGGAGCAGAAGAAGCAGCUGUCACAGGACACCGGGCUCACCAUCCUGCAGGUCAACAACUGGUUUAUCAACGCCAGACGCAGAAUCGUCCAGCCUAUGAUAGACCAAUCGAAUCGCUCAGGUCAGGGCGCCCCCUACAGUCCGGAGGGUGCGGCGAUGGCAGGGUUUGGCCUGGAUGGACAACCCCACCUGGGCAUCAGGGCUGCAGGGCUUCAGGGAAUGACAGCUUUGUCCUCAGAGUACCCCGGGGCUGUCCUGCCCCAGCCGGGAUACCCCCACGGACCUCCCUCCCUGCACCCCUACCCACCCCCCCAUCCCGCCAUGCUGCUGCACCCGCCACCCCACCCCCACCCAUCGGACCCGCUCAUAGGGCAAGGCCUGGACAUACACGCCCACUAACCAGGAAGGGGGCGGGGCUCCAGUUGGGAUGGAGGACAUUGGCUGACAGGGUCCCACAGUUCACAGACAUGCUCCCGCUGACUCUGCUAUACACACGCGCACACACACACACACACACACACAAACACACAAUUUAGCAGGACAGCUUGUAUACCAACAAACCAGGAGUCAGUCGUCAUAACACUAACACUAGCCCGGCCCAACGAAAUGCACCAACACACUCUGUUCUUCCUUAUGACUUGAACACAAGCUUGAGCAUUUCUAACGACUCCCCCCAACCCAUAAAGACUGCCCCCCUCCCAUUGUGACACUCCUGGUCUCACAUGGCCACUGCAGUUCCCCCCACAGCGCCCCCUCUGUGAGCAGCCCAGCAGACACACUGCAGCAAUCGACUCUGAUCAGGCUCUUCCCCCAACAGGCAAAGCAGAAACACCAGCAACAGGAGAAAUAAUUGUGCACUGUUAAGUGGGCCCUACCGACACCCCACAGGAGCAUUCCCCAUCAGCCACCCGAGUUUUAACGCUGGUGGCUUGGGAAUAGCAGUCUUCCAUUUGCCACAGAAAGGGAGGAGGGGCUGUGAGAUUGAGGAAGUGAGGGGGGAAAGGGGGAGGAGUUUGAUGCUCUUCCUGGAAGUGCUGCCAUGGCAACUGUCUGCUGAUUGGUACACAGCUCCAUUCGGUCCUGGUCUUCCCUCACUGUACCGCAGACUGAUAAGGGUCCGCAGCAGCAUUCACAGGGUGCAGUAAAACAGAACAAAGACGAGCGGAGGAUCAGCCUGCCUGUACAGCAUUCACCUCUAUGCCAUGCACACACGUAUUAUUUAAUUAAAUUUCCUUUUAUUAAUGUAUUUUUGUAUAUAUAUCUAUAUAUCUGUGCAGCAGCAUUAUGAAUCACGGUUGUUUCAUGGUGCGGAGUGAAUGCCGGUGCAUUUUGAAGUUUCACGGGUUUGCUUUGUUCGUGUCUUUCAUUCUUUUAUUUUUUGGUCAUUUUUGAGUUGAAGCGGUGCGAGCCCAGGCGACGUUGCUGCAAAACGUGCGCGUGGCGUUCCCGCGCUCUCCAUCCCGACGCGCCUUCCCGCGCUUCGGAGAGGCCCUCUAACCACCUGCGUCGGAUUGACGCCUCGGCCGUCGCAAGAGCAACACGGCUACCGUUCCCCUGGAAACAUGCGUGUACUUGCCGCUCACAGCUGCCUGCCGCACUCACCGGCCAAAGCCACGCUUACCUCGGCACUUCCCACUCAACACUCCCACACCGGGGACGAGCCGGACCUCCGAAUUCCAAUCGGGGGUACAGCGCUGAUCCCUCUGCUGGAGAGGCAGACGCGGCUUGUGUGUGUUAAACUGAAUGGCAUGGAGGACUCAACUAAAGGCGACUUGGAGGACUGAACUGAAGGCGGCUUGGAGGACUGAACUGAAGGUGGCUUGGAGGACUGAACUGAAGGAGGCUUGGAGGACUCUGUGUGGUGGACAGUUGAAAGACUCAGUAGUGGAUGAUGGCCUUUUUGUUUAAUUUUAUUUCUGUGAUUUAAAAAAAAAAACAUUUGAAGAUGAUGUUAAUGGUUAUAAUUAUGAUGGUAAUAUUAAAAAGAAAGCAUUCUUUUUCAA